AUGCGGGGCUACAACAGGAUCCCGGAGGGCGCUUCACCAGGGGAGUCGGAUGCACAGGGCGCGCGCGAGGAGGGCAACGUGCGUACCCCCCUCCGCAGCAGCAGCGGCUCUGCGGCAGAGGGACAAGGCGGUGAGACCCGUAACAGGAGGCUCGCCGUUGCCGUACCUCUCGGAGUUCUCGGCGUUCUCGGGGUUCUUUUGAUCACGUCGGGGGGUGGGGGUCGACGGCUGCGGCCGGAGCCGGAAGCUGGCUCGCCCGCCAGCUUUGAAAGCCAGCACUCGGUUGCUGGGGUGUCGGUGUUCGAGAGCUCCUUUCACGAUGGGACAAGGCUUGACCAGGGCUUCCCUGCCCCGGCGAGCUUGAAACAGGUCAUAGCGGUCUGCGCAGAGAGGGGCGUGUCUGGGACGGUGGUGGUGGAGUCGGACGACAAGCUGCAGGAGAUUAUCGGAUUCGGGGGAGCUUUCACCGACGCCGCCACGAUAAACUUCUUCAAGCUGCCGGAGGAUGUUCAGGAGCAGGUGUUGGACGCAUACUUCGGACCCAACGGCAUCGAGUACAGCGUUGGCCGCAUCCCCAUGGGCAGCUGCGACUUCAGCGUGGAGCAGUACAGCUUCGACGAAGUGCCGGGAGACUACAACCUCACGCACUUCGAUGAUGGCGUGGAGAAGGACACCGCUCAGAGGAUCCCGAUGCUCCUCUCGGCCCUCGCGCGCCGGGAGGACCUGAAGCUCUUCACGUCUCCGUGGAGCCCUCCCGCAUGGAUGAAGGAGCCGAAAGACGGAGUUCAGAGCAUGAUCGAGAGCGCUCUGCCGCAGGGACUGCUGGCGGACCCCGGGGUGCACGCUGCGUGGGCACUCUUCUUCAGCCGCUUUAUAUCGGCCUACAAGGAACAGGGGGUGGAUUUGUGGGGGCUGACGAUCCAGAAUGAGUCUGAGAACCCGGGUCCGUGGGAGGCUUGCGUGUACACGCCCUCAUCUCAGGCUAAAUUCAUCCGCGACCACCUCGGUCCCGUCAUCCGGAGGGACCACCCGGACGUGAAGAUCAUGGCCUUCGACCACAACAGAGACCACCUGGUAACGUGGGCGGAGGAGAUGAUGAGCAACGAAGAGACGGCUCAGUACGUCGACGGCAUGGCCUUCCACUGGUACGUGGCUUCGUGGAACAGGCUGCUGGACGGCAGCAUGGGCUGGGGCGCUCUCAACACGACCCACAACCUGCUGAGCGGAAGAGACAAGUUCAUCCUCUCGACGGAGAGCUGCAACUGCCCCAACGUGGACCACUCCCUGGAGGGGGGCUGGAAGAGGGCAGAACACACGCUGCACGAAAUGAUCGCCGACGUCAACAGCUGGUCCACUGGAUGGGUGGACUGGAACCUGAUGCUCAGUUAUGACGGUGGACCGAACCACGCUGGCAACCUGUGCGACACUCCCAUCGUCAGCAACGAGAACCACACGGACGUCAUCUUCCAGCCGAUGUUCUACUCCAUCGGCCACAUGUCGAAGUUUGCCCAGCCCGGAGCGAGGCGGCUCAAGAGUCACGUAACGGGGCUGUACCAGAACGGUGGGAGCGGGCCUUCCACAGCCUUGGCCGGCUACGAGGCCACCCUGUACGGGUGCGAGGGCAGCGUGCGCCAGAGCUGGGAGAUGUCGGCGACGGGCAGGAUAUCCCUGGCGGACAACUUCGGUGCCCAGUACGACUGGUUCCAGCCCUUGUGCCUGUCGAAAGACAUUUCGGAAUCCUUCAAGUCCGUUAACUUGGUGCCCUGCGACUCCGACCAAGCCGGCACGUUCGUCUAUGACCAAGACAGCGGCCGCAUCGCCCUGCAGGCCGACGCCUCCUCCCCCCCCGACGCGGACCCCCAAACCGUGGCCGACGCCGAGGAUCCCGUAGUUUCAGGAUCGACGGAGUCAGUCUGCCUGGAUGUGCUCGACGGGUCUACCGAUGACGGGGUGGUGCUAACCCUUAACCCGUGCGAUCUGGAAUCCACAUCAGAGGACACUAGCAGCGGUCAGCGAUGGGAAUUUGCUGAGGCGAAAUCCGGCGACGGGGGAGGGGGGAGCCUGGUGUCCGCCGCCACCGGCCGGUGCAUGACCGCCGGGUGGCCCUUCUUCACCGGGGCCGCCUUCGAGAUGAGCGACGCCUCCAAGGACCGCUACGGCAAGGACUACGCGGUGGUCCUGCUCAACGAGGCGGAGGAACCGGUGGAGUUCGACCUCUCCUUCCCUUCGGAGGGGUUCUCGGUCAGGGCGAUCAUCGGGCCCCGCGCCAUCCAGACCAUCCUCGCCUAAGUAAACACGGAGGGCUUUUUUUGAUGUGGCCCUUUCGAGUGGGCGUUCAUUCGUGACCUCGGGGUCUUCUUUUACGGACGUGACCCCGGGGACAAAACAUGAUCGUCCCCGGGGUAUCAUUCAGGAUGUAGUCGCUCUUGGUUGAAUAGUUUCAGGCGGGGUCCACAGCUGAGGUAGGGGCCUCGCAGACCGUAGAGGGUAGUUAGUGGUGAGGUGGAGGGCUGUUCGGGAACAGCCGGAGCGGAUUUCGUCGGACUGGUUCCGGGGGUAUCCACGGCUUGGGGUAGGGGCCUCGCAGACCGUGGAGGGUAGUGGUGGGUGGUUUGGGAACAGCAACAGCCGGAGCGGAUUGCGUCUGACGGAGCUAUGGCUCCGCCCCUUGGAAGCACAGCAGCGGUAGAUAGCGGUGUUGGGUUCUUUGGGCCAUCCAGACGACUUUUAACCUCUUGUUGUGGUUCGAUAGACGCGCAGCUAUUAAUAGCGGCAGGUACUGCCACGACGCGCAGCGAGCUGGGCCAUCAGGCCUCGUCCGCUUUUCUGCGAACGAACCUGAUUUCGCGCUGUUAUGGAUUGAUUUAGGCAUGUACGGGUGUGGGUGUAGACUAAUAGUGAUGGGGUUGUUUGUGUUGUUGCCCCAGUCUGAAGGAGGAACAAUCAAUGAGUUUGGUACCCGGUCUCCGCAGAGUUUGUCCCUCUCCUCCCCAUUCGUGGGCCCUUUGAACCGAGGCGUGUUGAUGCGUUCUGCGAGAGAAAGACGGACGGACCAGUACGUCCAAAUAGCAACUCAGUUAAUUAAGUGAUACGAAGUACCUUGAUAGCGACGACUUCUUCUGCCGCCGUGCAAAAGAGCAGCAUCAGACGGGUGUCGAUCAGACGGGCUUCAUUCCCUUCCGUUGAGGGUACCCGCUACUGUGGCAAGUCGUCGUUUAGUUAGUUGGGGUUACGUUUUGGUAGCAGCUUUGCCGUUGGCGACAUCGGAAUGAAGCGUGGUUGUGUUGAUUCUACCCAGCCUGGUAGGGUUCGACCUUUAGGCGGUGCGAUUACAUCGAUGUUUACAAGUCAGCGAGGCAGCAGCGUAGGUUUUUGGGCGGAGGUAGGUACGCAUGCAAAUAGACUAGUCUAGUCUCGGGUCAGGUGGGAGUCAGUUCACAGUGUUUCCAUGAGGUGCUUUGUCUGCGAGGAGAUAGAAUAUUGAUUGCUAGACUACAGUAUACAGGACACAUCGCUAAAAGUAAUCAAUUGGAGCUAUAAUGCAU
Molecule: messenger RNA, 3545 nt
Organism: Ectocarpus siliculosus
Lineage: Eukaryota; Phaeophyceae; Ectocarpales; Ectocarpaceae
Source: the annotation of a GenBank genome assembly